Molecule: messenger RNA, 7529 nt
Organism: Loxodonta africana (African savanna elephant)
Lineage: Eukaryota; Metazoa; Chordata; Mammalia; Proboscidea; Elephantidae
Gene: KLF7
Product: KLF transcription factor 7
Exons: 5
Coding region: 455-1330 (291 amino acids)
Biological process (GO): regulation of transcription by RNA polymerase II
Molecular function (GO): DNA-binding transcription factor activity, RNA polymerase II-specific; RNA polymerase II cis-regulatory region sequence-specific DNA binding
Source: RefSeq, a predicted model, not a curated record
GAAGCGAUCGCGAGAAAAAAAAAAAAAAAGCAGCCUCCCAAAAUAAAGAGCAAAGAUUGCAUUAGGAGCGAACAGCGCUGCAGAAAUAGAUGGCAGCUUCGUGUCAGUGAGUUUGCAUUCCCCUUCCUGAUCCACGAGCUGGAGUGAUUAGAGCCCUGGAAGGGGAUUGUUACUCCCGUGGAGAAGUCCCCUUUUCCUGGCAGCGGUCUGCACUGUACACGCUGGACGCCUCUCUCCAUCCACCCCACUCAGUCUCUCCUCUUUCACCUCCUCUCUCCCUCUCUCCUGCAUUGAUUUUUUUUUUCCCCCUUUUUAGUUGACUGAAACAAAACAAAACAAUAGGGCCACUGGAUGUCUGCCUUCCUGGGGGGUGAGCCAGACAGACUGACAAACAAACAGACCCAACUGUGUUCGGGGGAGGGUUUCUCCUCCCGUUUUGCCCGGCAGCAGCAGCAUGGACGUGUUGGCUGGUUAUAGUAUAUUCCAGGAGCUACAACUUGUCCACGACACCGGCUACUUCUCAGCUUUGCCAUCCCUGGAGGAGACCUGGCAGCAGACAUGCCUUGAAUUGGAACGCUACCUACAGACAGAGCCCAGGAGGAUCUCAGAGACCUUUGGUGAGGACUUGGACUGUUUCCUCCACCCUUCUCCGCCCCCGUGCAUUGAGGAAAGCUUCCGGCGCUUAGACCCCCUGCUGCUGCCUGUGGAAGCGACCAUCUGCGAGAAGAGCUCGGCAGUGGACAUUUUGCUCUCUCGGGACAAGUUGCUAUCUGAGACCUGCCUCAGCCUUCAGCCAACCAGCUCUUCUCUAGACAGCUACACAGCCGUCAACCAGGCCCAGCUCAACGCAGUGACCUCAUUAACGCCCCCAUCAUCCCCUGAGCUUAGCCGCCAUCUGGUCAAAACCUCACAGACUCUCUCAGCCGUGGAUGGCACAGUGACGUUGAAACUGGUGGCCAAGAAGGCUGCACUCAGCUCAGUAAAGGUGGGAGGGGUGGCAACAGCAGCAGCAGCCGUGGCGGCAGCUGGGACAGUUAAGAGUGGACAGAGCGACAGUGAGCAAGGAGGGGUAGGGGCUGAGGCAUGCCCCGAAAACAAGAAGAGGGUUCACCGCUGUCAGUUUAACGGGUGCCGGAAAGUUUAUACAAAAAGCUCCCACUUAAAGGCCCACCAGAGGACUCACACAGGUAGUGAGAAGCCUUACAAGUGCUCGUGGGAAGGCUGUGAGUGGCGUUUUGCACGAAGCGAUGAACUCACGAGGCACUACAGGAAACACACAGGUGCAAAGCCCUUUAAAUGCAACCACUGCGACAGCCCUGGCCACCAAUAAAGAAGCUACACAUGUGGUGACUCUCUACCCACAGCCCAUUGAUGGUGUUUUUCCAGGUCUGAUCACCUUGCCCUCCAUAUGAAGAGACAUAUCUAAAAACCUAAAGGCCAGAGUUGCCAUGGCAUCGGCUGUUGUCUGAAGGAAAUGCCGUGAGGCGGGGGCUGGACUUCAGGCGAGGACUCAUUGCCUCGCAGAAGAAAGUUCUCACUUAUAAACCUCUGUGUUCACACACACACUCUCUCACACAAAGACACACGCACAUUCACACUGUCAUGCACUCAACUAUAUUUAAAAUAUAUACGUCUAUUCUUUAUGCCUUGCCCUAGCCAGAUGGUAGAAGACGAAGAAAGAAACCAGGUGAACUCAGCAAGGCAGACUGGCUGCUUACUUCAGCACUAUUGGAAUUAUUUCCCGCUGUUGCCAAUGGAAAUCAAAGAAAAUGGAUGUGACGUCUCUGCAGGUGGACGGCAGUAAGAGGGGCUUACUUAACUUGCUUCUCAGUGCAACUUGAUAGGAGAAUACAACGUUUUAAAGUUGCAUACGUGUAGCACUAACGUCUCUUUUUAAAUAGUUGGGGGAAAAUGACCUAGAAAACCAAAUUGCAGUUUGGUAGCCAAAAUUAACUCUUGGUUUACUUGUCCUUUGUGUGUGAAAAGUCCUACUAUUUCGUGCGUCAGACUUCCUCACAGAACUCUUGAUCGGUUUUGGUUCUUCUUAGCACUAUUGAGAUCUUUCGAGUCAAUACCAACGGCCUUAGCGGCGGCAGACUCUGGAAUGACACCUUACACCUUUCUGGCCUGCAUUUCUCUAGACUUCACUCUCAAGGGAGGAGUUUUCUUUUCUUACUUUUUUGACUCUUGCACACCAUAUGCACUAGGGAUUCCGGAAACUUCUAGCAUGACUGCAAAGUGGCCAAGAGAAUAAAGUCCUUGAUGAUAAAUCACAGUAUAUCCCUUGAGCCUCACCUUAUUGCCAGUGCUAGAUUUUUUCUUUUUAAUCUCUCUGUUUUUGCUAAUGAAAACUUGAAAAGCUUAUUUGGAAGCUUAAAUGUUUUAUCUUUUCUCCAUGGACUAAUCCUCUCCAGGACUAUCUCGGCACCUGGAUACCCAGCUCUCGAAGCAGCCAAUCAGAUGGGACAUCAUAAGUUCUCUCAUCCUCCUUGAGGCAUGAUGACCUCAGCUCAUAGUGAUCAACCACUGUGUUGUGUGUCAUUGCUACCCUAUAACCAGUUACAGCAUAGAUGUCGCUAGUCUCAAAGGGCAGCUGCAUAUUUAACCUAACUUUGGGUUAUGACCUGACAAAAGCCAAAAAUAUCACUCUUUCCGGGAGUGGGGAAAGCUGAGGAUGCCUCCCAAGUCUAGGGGCUUCACAAAACAUCAUCCUAUCUUCCUCUCUCAUACCCACUGAGCUCAUAUCACCCCACUUGUUGAAAUGCACAUCUCAGAAUGCCAUGGUGGGAAUCAAGGGUUGACGUCUAAGGAAAGGGUUGAGGUGUUUCUCUCAUGGUCUGUCUAAAAGGAGAGACAUAUUUCUAAAUUUUUUGGCUAUGUCCACCGUGACUUGUGACUUAGAACACCCAGAAUCAACAGAGGCCUCACAUUUACUUGGCAAGCUUACUCAAGGGGGUUGACAUUCCUCACUUUUCAUCCCACACACACCCACCCAAUAUCGAUAUCUACCCGCAUUCUUAGCUAGCUGGCACUGGCCUCAACUCCAAAGACUGCCUUUAGGACCAUUAAAUGGCCUAUGCAAGCAAGCGGGGUGGUUAUUAGGACAGAUUGUAUAUUUUGUAUAUUCUGGGACCAUCCCUUCAAGACACGUCUAAAAAAUAAAAGUGGCAUUUGGUCCGCACAUGGUUGCUGCUCCUUCAUACCAGCUGGCUCCCCUCCUGCCCUCCUUUGACUGUUUGACUCAUUGACUGUUAAAUGCCACUCCAUACAUAUUUGGGAUGCAAAACAGAAGUCUUUAAAAGGAAACUAUGAUAAAAGAAACACAAACCCAUAUAUGACAGCAACCUUCAAGAUCCUUGGCAUUUGGUUUUUCGGCUUUCUGCAACCUUUGGUUUCUCAAUGUUGAAACUACUCGUCUGAGGGUAAAGGAGCCUCUUUAUCACGAAUGCUGUAGCUGCCAAUUGGACACUUGGGGCAUUUUAAGGUCUGGCCCUUAGAAUUUUCUUUCUCUGUUUUCUUUUGUCAAUUUAGACCAAAAAAACAAACAAAAAAGCCCACCCUAAAACACACACACAUAAAAUCUGCCCAUUUGCUGGAGGCAAUUAUAUAUUUGUUAGUUGGAGGGUAUUAAAAGAAAAUCAGUUUUAUUCCAAAGAUUAAAAACUAGACAUGACUUAGAAAUAUUUCUGGAGCACUGCUUGCUGACAAUCUUAUAGUUCUCUACUGCAUUUGAGUGCAUUUUAUGGCCAGUCCAUCAGGGCAUCCCAUGGGAUUAUUUUUGAAUGUGUGGUACAUCCUUCCUGGAUGAAGGAUACAGGAGGGACCUUGAACCUCAGCUGUAUUAAACUGUAGCACCUCCAGUCAGUGCACUAGAUGAAACUUUCGACACCCUAGAGUUUGUUGGUUCCUUUAUUUUCCUUGCCGUAGCAGCCUCCAGCAUGAAUGCACGCACACACCAGUGAUGGCGUUAGCCGUGACUGCCAAGACUUACAAAUGUUCUCUCCUAAGCUGGAGCUGCUCUCGCCUCUUAAAAUGCUAUUAUUAAGGGUUUAUAAUACUUAAUUUAAUUUUUGAACUGACCAAUGCAAGGCUCUAUUAAAAGGAAAGUUUUGGGGGGAAAAAAAAAAAGAGAGAAUGAGAAAGUGUAAUCAUUGCUUGUUUGCUCCCUGUUGUCUUCUGGGGUCUUGAUAAAAUCUUAUUUGAAUGUGGCAGAACAAAGGCCUUUUGGUCCUCAUCAGUGUCGGAAAUGUUUGGUAACUUCCCCCUCUUUUGUAUCAGUGAGGUCUUUGUAAUCUGCCCCGCCUUCCUCAGAGCAGGAGCACUGAUGGUGGUGCUUGCUGGCUUCAGAGUCACUUGCUGACUGAGAAUCGGCCUGAGAAUUUGGUGGGUGCUAAGCGUAUGGCUUUGAAACUGUUUUUUUCUAGCCUGAAUUGACACAUGUGAAUGAUAACUAGUCCUAACCAACCUGUUCCUCCCUUGCAAAAGGAUAUGUGAUAAAAGGGCAUCAUCUCUGAGAUGGCAGAGAUGCUGGGUAAGAUCCUACUAGACGUGAACAGGGCUUUCCAAGGAGCAACCUGAGGAUGUUUUGCUCCCCCAGAGGACUGGUUGUUUAAGACAGUGCUUUCGCGGACAUUUGAAACCCAAGUCCCUUUCUCAUUUCCAUUGUUACCUCCUAACAUUCCAAGGGAUCCCAAAUUUGAGAGGAAAAUCCUGGCAUGGUGAUUCUUGUGGUUGUCCUCUCAAGCACGUUUUACUCCAGGGUUAAGAGUUUGGUGUGUCGAAAAAGAAUGUUUCUAAGCCAUUGACAAUUUUGUUUAUUUCAAGUUACUCUUUUUGCUCCAACCACAUUGUAAGUCAAAGACAUGGAAACCUGAAAUUAUAAUGCUGCUCCUAACUACUGGUCUCCUGCCCCACUCAUGGCCCAGCUUAAUGCCUGGUGGUGAUGAGUAUUAUGUUCAGAAAAAAAGAGAUGUUUGGAUUCCGUAACAAAGCUGCAUUUUAUAAAAUAUUCAAGACCCCAAGAUGAACUUCAUGCUGACCAUUUUCUUCUCUAUGUGCUGCCCCUUGCAAAGCCCUUCAAAUCCCCCUCCUUUGGGUGCCAUCGCCUCCCCCCUCCACCUCUUGUGCUCUUCUUUCAUCUUUGAUUGCCUGACUAUAACAGGGUAAAAAGACAGCCAACCUCAUGCAUGAGUAGCAGAAUUGAUUCCUGUUUAAAAAAAAAAAAAAACAAAAACCUUCUUUGAAUCUAGAAGGCAAAGAUGAUUUUUUUAAAGGACUUUAGUUUGGGGUAAACUUCCAAAUUAUCCAUGUCUGUUUGCAUCAAAGGAGAAAUAAAUGAGACUUUCAGGGCUGUCCAUCUAUAUAUCCAGAACAUUCUGCCUAGAGCCCCCAUUCCUGAACUCUGUGGCAAAGACAGAAGAAAUGGGUUUGUUCAAAUUACAAGAACAGCAAAGCCUGGCAAUUAGUUUUAAUGCUUCAAAAUUAUUUCCUCUGUGGAAGUCACUUGAUAAAAUGUAAAAUACAGUGGGAAGUGCAUUAGUUUUCUCUUGCAUGAGUUGAAUUUAGGAGAAGGAAGAAGGUAGGGAAAGUUAGAGAGAUGCAACACAUUUUAAGGACAAAAAUCAGGUUGGUUGUUUCUUUCUUUCUUUCUGUUUUAAAUCGUAUGAGGGCCAGCUUUUCUGGCCGCCAUUUUGCACCCAGAUCUUUGCCAAAGUGAAAGUUCAGUAAGUAGAUCCUGGUUGAAAUGUACUUUCAGAAGCUUUCCCUUGCAUUUCCCGGAAGUGGCCACCUGCCAAGCACUGGGCUGGGGGCUGGAGGGGAGAACUUGAAUUCUGGGUGUCUGGAUUUAAUUUCGGUAAACAUGGUGAUAUCUCAGUUUGAAAACUAGAGGGGCUGGCAUGGGUACACAUUGAUGCCUCUUUGAUGGCCUACUUUCCUCAGUGAGGAUCUUUGGGAAUACUUGAGAUGGAACAACAAAAAUGUGUCAAAGGAAGCAAAAACUGCUUGUAAAUAAUGUGACAUCCCAUGACUAACUGCCUGAGGCUUCAGGGUUUUCUCUUAUACUUUUAACAUACUCUUAAAUCUCCUCUGUUGGUUUCUAUGGAUCCUGGAAAAGGGGGAAAAAGCUGCAAUUAACUUUCUUACCUGUAUCCUUCCGAUAUAGUACUGUAUUCUUCAGGUGUUUUGCAUAUACCUACAGUCCUCGGGAAACAGGUAUCAAAAAUGGAGAGAGAAAUUCUAGGCUGUCAGUUCAACAAUAUCCCAAACAAGAUACUUUUUUCAAACAGGGCUCCCUCCGAGUGGCAAUGAGGGAAGGUUGAUAUGUUCCUUGCUGGGGACUGUUUAUACAAUUUUUUUCAACUGUGAGCUUUGGAAUCGCAAAUUGCUUUGACUCCAGCUUCUGUCUACUGCCAUAAAAUGGACCCCACGUCAGAUUAAUGAGGGUGGUAUCUAUACACACACCAGACGUGUGCAUAUGUACCUAUUGUACCUUCACAGAAGGAAAACAGGCUACUGACGCUUAACAGGAGUAGCCACCAGUGCCUAAUAUCUUUUGGGGGGGAUGGAUGCUUAUAAUUGCCAGUAUAUUGAGACCACACUGGGAGUUCCACAUAGAGGGGAGGGGGCAGGAUGGGGAGAGGGGACAUUUUAAUCCUUCCUAGGCCUUUGGACUGGAGGCAGAAUGAUUUCUGCACAUCUAGGUCCUGAAAGGCUUUUGGGCUCAUUGGCUGGUUCUGAACAUUUUUUUUUUUCUUCCCAGCAUGCAUUUCCUAUCUAAAACCCAGACUUAAUUUCCUUAACUUUCACGUCCGCUUCAUUCCAAGGAGGAAAAAUACACCUGUUAUGGCCAAGAUCUCCUUACUAACACAGAGGCAAAAAUAAAUGUUUAAUGUUUUCAAAGCUUCCCCUUCCUUUCCACAGCCCCCCUUCCCCAAGCUCCUCCUCCCUUGUCACUCCCUCCCCACCUCCACCACACAAUUUCCCAGUCACCACAACUCUUUUUUUUUAAAUCUCUGUUAUCCCUGUAACAGUUGCUUGAAGAAAUUUAUUUUUGCACUAUACAUUUUGUUUUUGCCAGAUGUGUCUAACAAGUGUGUUCUGGAGAGACCUACUCCCAGCCUCCUCCCCUCACCCCACUUCCCCCGGUCACAUUCUCUCAGGCCUUCUCUGGUAUUUAUAAUAUAUCACAGAAGUACCCAGUCUUAUAGCCCUCGGUUAUGCCUUUUUUUGACAUUUUAUUUUUUUUAAGCUUUUUAUAUAUAUAUAUAAAUAUAUUACUUUGUCAAGUUUUUUUGCUGUACAAAAGUCUUAAGAUUUAAAACUAUUAUUUGUAUUAUAUGAUGGUGGUAUGUUAAUGUUACAAAAUUAUUAAUGAAGAAAAAAUUUAUUUUUGUUACUGGUCUGUUUCAUAAUUCUUUUUUAAAUUGGUAUAUUGUAAGAUAUCUAUGCAAAAAAUGUUAUGUGACGCAUUUUUAUUUAAGAAUGUAAUAUGUGUAAUAAACAGUAGAAUGUGUUUGGCCGUGGAACGC